Messenger RNA from Drosophila willistoni, 1188 nucleotides. Its product is annotated as zinc finger protein 626. Gene Ontology annotation, biological process: regulation of transcription by RNA polymerase II. Gene Ontology annotation, cellular component: nucleus. The record is from RefSeq and is a predicted model, not a curated record. Gene Ontology annotation, molecular function: zinc ion binding; DNA-binding transcription factor activity, RNA polymerase II-specific; sequence-specific DNA binding. The transcript has 2 exons. The coding region runs from base 104 to 1147 and encodes 347 amino acids. NCBI's taxonomy places the organism in Eukaryota, Metazoa, Arthropoda, Insecta, Diptera, Drosophilidae.
CAUGAUCUUUGCCAAACUGUAAAUUACAAACUUUUGGCGUUGGCAUUAAAUCUUCCCUACAGCUGGAGCUGGGAAGUACCUUAAAAAUAAUUACAAAUUUAAUAUGACCACCACAACAGAGAUUCACUAUAAUAUUAGUGCCCAGACGUGUCGUGUUUGCUUGGAAACUCCCCAGACAAAUGAGGCUGAAGUCUCCCUUUGCCUGCAGGAUGAGAUAGAGUACAACGAUUUGAAAGUGGAACUCUGGCAAUUGCUAGAGGCUGUCUCCAAGGUAAAGUGCACCCGCUUUGAUCCUAUUUGGCCCACACAAAUGUGCCAAAAUUGCACGAGACGUCUGAUUGUGGCCUACGAAUUUAUGCGGGAAGUGGAAAAGUCACAACAAAUUCUUCAGGAGCUAUAUGAGCAAGAAAAGCUUCAACAAGAUGACGAACUGUCGCAGAAUUUGCCCAGCAUAGAUGUGCUACAGGUGUUUCAGAUAGACAUGAAUGACAUUCAGCACCAGACAGUGGUGGAAUCCGAACAAGUUUUUCCUAAUGAUGACGAAUAUGCCAAGGCAGAGCACCAACAAGAGGAUGAUAAUGCUGCAGGGCAAAGUUUCUUAUUCAAGUGUGAAUCUUGUCCACAAGUUUUUGACGAAAGUAAUUCACUGGAACGGCAUACCGCUGUUGCACACAGUCAAACGACCCAAGAGGAUGCAAUGCAAACGUGCCCAUAUUGUUCUCGUAUAUUCAAGCAUCAGGACGGAUUGCGUCGUCAUAUGCUAUCAUUUCAUCCAGUCGAAUGUAAUGCUGAAACUACUUACGAAAGGGAUUCUUUACAAAAUUUUCGCAAGACCAAGCUCCGGCCCAAUAGACCGGACCGUUUGUCCCGACCUAUGCGUUCGUGUCGGCAGGAAACAAUUCAAUGCCAAAAGCAGGUCUACCUGAAGUUGGAAGACCCAUUGAACCACCAAAAGCCUGUUAAUAAGCCACAUCCCUACAAAUGUGGUGUGUGUGGUAUGGAUUUCAAAAGUGGAGCACUUCUAACCGUUCAUCGAAAUAACAUGUCACACUAUAACUACGAAAAAGUCAACUAUGGUGAUCCAUUUGGAGAAAUUCAGAAGAGAACCAAGCAGAUGACAAACGAAAAGACUGAAGGGCUAGUAUAAUCUUCAUUAAAAAUAAAAGACAACUAGGAGACACUUCCAAA